Molecule: messenger RNA, 2150 nt
Organism: Leucoraja erinaceus (little skate)
Lineage: Eukaryota; Metazoa; Chordata; Chondrichthyes; Rajiformes; Rajidae
Product: C-type lectin domain family 18 member A-like
Exons: 12
Coding region: 216-1517 (433 amino acids)
Source: RefSeq, a predicted model, not a curated record
GCCCCUGUCGUCGGGUCAAUGCCUUGAGAGUAGUUGUGUGUGGUUGGCGGUGCGUGUAGUAACCAGGGGUUGGUUGUAGUGACUGGGUUCUGCUUGUCCCGUCCCCCCCCUCUCUCUCUCACUCUCUUUGGUUCACCGCUCCCUUGCUUUGCCUCACCAGUCGAGAGAGACAGCUGUGUCAAACGGUAGCGCUCUGCAAAUUCCACCCGGACCAGAUGAAACUUCUUGCGGUGUUGCCGGUGCUUCUCGCCGGCCUGGCGGUGACCACAGCGGCGGCGGGACGAGGGAGCUUCAGCUGGGAUCAGAAAGAGUUGGCGCCCAAAGAGCGCUUUACCAUCCUGGCCCAUCACAACCGCCUGAGGAGCAAAGUGCAGCCUCCUGCAGCCAACAUGCAGAAAAUGGAUUGGAGUGAGAAGCUUGCCUGGCUGGCACAGAUACGAGCGAACAGUUGCCAGAGAAGUCCCCAGGACCUGUGGCGUCCAGUGGCAGAGGAGGAGGAGAUUGGCUGGAAUUACCACACCGCUGUGGACGGGAGAGUGUCUGUCUCGGAUGUCAUCGACCUGUGGUUCAGGGAGGCUCAGAAUUACCACUACCACACCGGCCAGUGCAAAUACAACACCUCUUGCCAGCACUAUACACAGCUGGUCUGGGCCACCUCGAGCAAAGUGGGAUGUGGGAAACACACUUGCCUUCACAAUGACAAAUGGAUGAUGGUUGUAGUCUGUGCCUAUUCUCCAGGAGGAAACUGGGAAAUCAAUGGGAGAACAAUCAUUCCCUACAAGGAAGGACCUUCAUGCUCCUUCUGCACUUCCCGCAUGUCAGGCUGUUUUAAAUCCUGGGACCACCAUGGAGGCCUGUGUGAGGUGCCGAGGAAUCCAUGUCGGAUGAGCUGUGGGAACAGGGGCCAGCUGAACGUGACCUCGUGUCGAUGCGAGUGUCUACCCGGAUUCACUGGAAGAUAUUGCCAAGUCAGGUGCAGCCUGCAAUGUAUUUACGGCAAGUACAGGGAUGAGGAGUGCUCCUGUAUCUGUGACGUGGGAUACGGUGGCGCGCUGUGUGGAGAAAAACUGGAAUUUCCAUUCCACACCUGUGAUAUCCUGAUCGAUGGGGACUGCUUCAUGGUCUCUCCCGAAGCAGAUACAUACUACGGAGCCAAGAGUAAAUGUCAGGAGCGUGGUGGGAUUUUAGCACAAGUGAAAAACCAGAAGGUGCAGGAUAUCCUGGCCUUUUACCUCGGCCAGCUGGAGAACACCAACGAGGUUACCAACCCUGACUUUGAAACACGCAACUUCUGGAUUGGCUUGACGUAUAAAACAUUGAAAGACUCGUUCCGUUGGGACACGGGAGAGACUCCCUCCUUUUACAGCUUUGCAUUUGGGCAGCCGGAUAAUCAAGGGUUUGGAAACUGCGUUGAGUUGCAAGUCUCCAGCGCCUUUAAUUGGAAUGACCAGCGCUGCAAGACUCGCAACCGAUACAUCUGCCAAUUCCGAGAGGAGCACGUCGCACGCUGGGAAUGAAGGAACAAGUCUGUUGUGUUUCCAUGGGGGAGAUGCGAGGCCUCCCACACUUUGUUCCCGAGCUCCGGUAUUCACUGCAGUAGUUUAGCCACUGGGAUCGUAGGUAUGGACUCUCGCUGAAAGUCAGGUUCACUUUAUGGUUGAUUAUUGUUCCAGCCCUCCCGAAAUUGAGCAGGUAGCGUCCUCUGGAUUGUAAACCCUGUUGUGAAUGUACAAAGGGGUGUUGUUGCUGAGGAAAGGAAAAUUAUUUAGGCAGGUCCUGGAGUUUAGUGGGAGGAUGCAAGGUUGUUGCAGUGUGGAGUGUAGUGAUCCCCCUCGUAUUGUUGAAGCCAAUAACCAUGAGAGUUGGCAAUACCUCCCCCCUGAGCACUGGGCUAUGGGUCAGUGUGUGCAGUUUACCUACUGGUUUCAGUCAUGCUUGGUUGCUCAGACACUCCCACAGGGAGAGCAGGGCUGAAUCUGCCGCGUUGGUUAGAUGGAUUGGGUCUCACCAUCUGCCUUCACUUACCUUGUUGCUUUUUCUUGUUGAGAGUCCAAAUUUUUGUGUUGGGUGAACAGAAGGGUGGCGGGGAGCAUUAGGAUCACAUUCAAAGGUGCAUUGCCUCUCCUUUCUCCACCCCCCCCCCCCCCCCC